UUCUUGGGAAAGUGGCAUCUGUGUGAGGAAGUCUUCUGCUGAUCAUCAGCCGCUCUGGACUUCACACCGAGUCUGUGUCUCACUCAAUCCGGAUUCUAACCUGCUCCAAACUUCUAACCAUGAGGACAAACGUAUGGAUUUACCAAGCUCUGCUGUGCGUUGUGGUCACUUUUAUGAACACAGGUUUCUGUAGAAAGUCUCAUCAGUUAUUACAGAAGUAUGAAAAGACUGAGAGCCACAUGCUGGUUUGCACAGACUGUCCUCAGCCCCCGUUGGUACGAAACAGCCGCUCACAGGAACACUGCGCCCGAAAAUGCAAAAAGGUCAAGAAAAACUUCAACUGCAGGGCUUUCAACUUUCAAAGGCACAACAGGAAAUGCCACUUGCUUCCUUUUGACCGUUUCACCCACGGUGUGCAGAAGCAGGCCAACAUCAACUUCACUUUGUAUGAAAAAAAAGAUUAUAUAAGGGAGUGCAUCGUCGGCACCAAGGACAACUACAGAGGGAGGAGGUCUUGGACGAAGUCAAACAUCACUUGCCAAGCGUGGUCAGAUAAUAACAUCAAUGAGCACACGUUUUAUCCAGAUAGGUACCCGACGCAAGAUCUGAGGGAGAACUUCUGUCGAAAUCCCAACAACGAUCCUGGUGGUCCGUGGUGCUACACCACCGACCCCAAUGUACGAGCCGAGGAGUGUGGCAUACCACAGUGUUCAGAGGACGUCUGCAUGACGUGCAAUGGGGAAGAUUAUCAGGGCAAAAUGGACCAUACAGAGAGCGGCAAGGAGUGCCAGAGAUGGGACUCAGUGAGGCCUCACAAACACCACUUCCAGCCCAAAAAGUAUCGGGACAAAGAUUUAAAGGACAACUACUGUCGGAACCCGGAUAAUCGUCUCCGUCCCUGGUGCUACACCAUGGAUCCCAAAACUCCAUGGGAGUACUGUAACAUCACCAUGUGUGACUCAGACCCCAGCGAGGACUCUGAUGUCAACAUAACAACGUCCUGCGUCCAGGGAAAGGGCACAGAUUACCGAGGCACAAUGAAUGUCACUCCAGAGGGUGUGACAUGUCAGCGCUGGGACUCUCAGUUCCCCCAUAACCACUCCUUCCUUCCUCAGAACUUCAAGUGCAAUUUGUGUGUGUGUUAUAGAGACCUCAGAGAGAAUUACUGCCGUAACCCCGAUGGCGCAGAUUACCCAUGGUGCUUCACUACAGACCCAAAUCAGAGGAUAGCCAACUGCAGCCACAUUCCCAGGUGUGAUGCAGAGGACACGCAAAAAAUAGAGUGUUAUGAAGAUAACGGAGAGAUGUACCGGGGCACUUUAUCCACAACUCGAUCAGGGAUUCCCUGUGCAGACUGGUCACAUCACAUAAACAGUGGGGAUUCUCACUCUACAAUAUCCUAUGUAGGGCUGGAGAAGAACUACUGCCGGAACCCAGACCGGGACAAGCAUGGCCCCUGGUGUUACACCAAUCCAAAUAACCGCUUGGCCUGGGACUACUGCAAACUGAAGCACUGCGAAUCAUCUACAGUGGCUCCUCAACCAAACAGUCUGACUAGGCCCAAGAUCUCCUGCUUUGUGCAUAUAAACACCAGAAUAGUCGGAGGACAUCAAGUGCGAGGAAGAGAUGGCAGCUGGGUUGUAAGCAUCCAACGAGAGAAGGUUCACUUGUGUGGCGGCUCACUGAUCAGAGAAGAUUGGGUUUUGACAGACCAACAGUGCUUCACUUCCUGUGUUCCAGAUCUCCGGGAUUACAGCGUACAGGUCGGUCUGCGCCACCUCAAUGAGUCUUCAAGUCAUCCAAGGCUGCGUAUCUCUCGACUGAUCUGUGGCCCAGAAGGAUCCAAUCUGGUUAUGCUGAAACUAGCAGAUCCUGCCCCUGUGUCUGAGGGUGCCUCCACCAUUCACCUUCCAGUAAAAGAGUGUCACAUCACCGAAGGCACCAACUGCACCAUGUAUGGAUGGGGGGAAACCAAAAAUACAGGAUACGAUGAAGCACUCAACACUGUGACCAUGCCCAUGGUCAACAAUGACAUGUGCUCGCAAAUCAAAGGGGACGCCGGGGAAAGCAGAAUAUGUGCCGGCGGCAACAGAGGAGAAGGUGUAUGUGAUAAAGACAACGGCGGUCCGCUAGUUUGUCAAGAGCACGAGCGCAAAGUCAUCAUCGGCGUGAGCAUCCAAAGGACAAAAUGUGCCUCAUCGCAGCCUGCGCUUUUUGUCAACGUUGCCUUUUACUCAGAGUGGAUAUACAAAGUGUUCAAACUUUACCCCAGUUUGGAGAGGAACUGAUAGUGUGGUGUGAAAAACUACCCCACACAGCCUGGAAGAGGCAAGGGGGGGGCAACUUGGGCCAAGAAACUCUCCGAUGUGGACCAUGGGGGAGGAGAAAAGAGGAAACAAACCUGAUGGAAAGUGGCCAUUUUGGAAUUUUGUUGCUGAAUUUGUCAUUUUUCGGAAAGGACGAAGACUUGUGAUUGGAGACUGGAAAUGGAAUCUCACCCCGUCUUCCACUUUGCAGAUGAGGAGAUCCAGGUAGUUAGCCUUAACACCCUUUCUACAACCAAAGUCUUGGGCACAUGGACGGCGAACAAAUUGUAUUUUGACAUGUUCAGAGUUUCUGAAGCCAUGCAAGCAAAGACAAUGACACUUGUGAUUCAGUAUUAUCUCCUGGAAUAUACUUGAACCCAACUCCUUGGCGGUUACCAAUUACGGUGGCCUUCGUUGACUGGGAUUUUCUUUCUUCUUCUUCUUUUUUUUUUUAAAUGUGUUGAGCUGGACUACAAAAUGUGUCUUUUAACCUUUAUAACAAGUUGUGCGGACAGACAGAAAUGUCAACAUAUCUGGUUUUAGGAUACCGCACAACCUAUGGCGAUACCAUAAAGGAGGAAAAUAGAAGAAUGAAAAUGUCAUUAUGAAGUCAGUAUUAGGUUCCCUUUGAGAAAAUAGUGAUUAAACCAGAGGUUAAACUUUGGCUCCAGAUAUACCAGUAGCUAUAUAUGAAGAAUACACUGCUUGAAAAGCCAGCUGCAGCAGCCUUGGCAAACCCGGUAGUGCUAAUUGUGUGCAGUAGCUGAACUACCUUUUCCCUAGUUAGCUGUAACUGUUAGUUUCCCCAUGAGAGGGUCUAAGUAGGACUGAGCAAACUGCUCCAAAUCUUAUGCUAAUAUUUGUAGCAUGAGAGAGAGAAGAGCCAUGCCAAAUAUAACAUGGCUAUUUGGUCUCCGGUUUGGAGGGAACUGUGGCCCCUGGUGGGCUGUGUGUGGUCAGUAGGAUGUUUUAUACUUUUAUUUAGUUUCAUGGAAAGUGACUCCGUGUGUACAUACCUGCAGAUUUAUUAUGGUUCUGCCGUGCUGUAAGAUUUUAUAGGUCUUAUAGAUCUGGAAUAUUUUGGGCUCACUUAGUAACGUCAGAUUGGCUUUUUUUUCGUGCUUCUGAUUAUGUUUAAUAUUUAAAGAGACGGUAGUUUGUAAGUAGUAGUAAUGUAUAUUUAUUUUUUUAAUUAGCAGAAAUGAAUCCAUAUUUUGAUGUGA
Stegastes partitus (bicolor damselfish) is the source of this 3529-nucleotide messenger RNA. Its product is annotated as hepatocyte growth factor-like. Gene Ontology annotation, molecular function: signaling receptor binding; serine-type endopeptidase activity. The transcript is spliced from 18 exons. Lineage: Eukaryota; Metazoa; Chordata; Actinopteri; Pomacentridae. The coding region runs from base 120 to 2288 and encodes 722 amino acids. Gene Ontology annotation, biological process: proteolysis. The record is from RefSeq and is a predicted model, not a curated record.